Molecule: messenger RNA, 944 nt
Organism: Chelonus insularis
Lineage: Eukaryota; Metazoa; Arthropoda; Insecta; Hymenoptera; Braconidae
Gene: Vkor
Product: Vitamin-K epoxide reductase
Exons: 3
Coding region: 192-689 (165 amino acids)
Biological process (GO): peptidyl-glutamic acid carboxylation; vitamin K metabolic process
Molecular function (GO): vitamin-K-epoxide reductase (warfarin-sensitive) activity
Source: RefSeq, a predicted model, not a curated record
AAAAUGCCGGAAAACCGAUUAGACAUAUGUAGAGCGCAUGCGUAAUAUCAUCCAUAAUAAGAGAGUAUAUUCCAUAACAUAAAGAUGCAUUCUUUUUUUCACUUCAUGUAUAUCAAUAACGGUCUUUUGUAUGAAAUUUCUUUAUACAUUUUUCGAUAUUGAAAAAUAAAAUAUAGUAUUAACAAAUUAUAAUGAGUGUAGUAACACGUGAGACUCUCAAACUUCACAGAGUCAAUGCUGGAAUAAUUGUAUCUUGUAUUGUUGGAUUAUUUUUAUCAUAUUACGCUUACAUAGUGGAAACGUCAAAAGAACAAGAUCCUGAUUAUGAAGCUAUGUGUGAUAUUAGUGAAAAUAUAAGUUGUACAAAAGUUUUCAUGUCAGAAUAUGGUAAGGGAUUUGGAGUCAUAUCUCAAAAUUCAAUAUUUUACAUGCCCAAUAGCAUUUAUGGUUUAGGAUUUUAUGGUGUAAUUUUUUUCUUAAGUAUAUUUAACAAUUACGGUAUCACAUUUGGAGUGGUAAGUGUUGCAUGUCUAUCGAACAUUAGUAGCAUUUAUCUCGGUUGGAUCCUUUAUCUGCUUAAUGAUAUUUGUGUUGUUUGUAUUGGUACAUAUAUAGUCAAUGCCAUUCUUUUAAUUCUUAAUUAUCGUAAAUUGUGUAUUUUGUCAUUAAUUAAAUUGAAGAAAAAUUAAAUUUGAAUUCUAUAUAUUCAAAUGUUAUAUAAAAUUACAUAUUGUCAUUUCAAAAUAUGAUGUCACAGCACAUAAUGAGACAUUCCAAAUAUUAAAGUUUUUAUUGAAUAUUAUAUCAAUCAAAAGGGAUUUUUUUUUAAUCUCUGUAUGUAAUGAAAAUAUUUCUCAUUGUAAAAAGAAAAUUCGUUGAAAUUAUAGAUUUUUCUGAUGCUAUUUCGUACAUACAAUUUCUCAAUAUUGUCAAUUGUAAUGGGU